AUGGAAAGAGCACUGGAACAUACGAAAGCAAUUUUUGUCCUGGAAGAUGACAUCAGUAAAGUCGAUUAUCAGCACCGAUUUGGUAGUGGUGACGAUCUCAUUUAUCAAUUAGCUGACGAAAUAUAUCGAUGUUAUCAACAAGAAGCGGAACAAUGUUCAAUUUCGGGUGACGUAAAAGCAGCAGAAAUUAAAAGAAACAUAUCUAAUAAAAUGCAUGAAGAAUUGGAUAAAGCAUACAAUUCAGUGCUUAAGAAUAGCAUCAUCAUUACAACAUCCACUGAUGCAUAA
Messenger RNA from Adineta steineri, 288 nucleotides. The record is from the annotation of a GenBank genome assembly. Lineage: Eukaryota; Metazoa; Rotifera; Eurotatoria; Adinetida; Adinetidae.